CCCACUCUUUCUGGUUACCUUCUGUCCGCGACAUCCCCCGGGAAGCCAGAACUCUGUGGCUACUCAGGGGUUUUCAUACCGCGCCCUAAUGGAACUCCUGCGACGCCUGGUGCUGGGGAGCCUGAUGGUUGCUGGGACCACGGGGCUGGGGAUCGGGGCCUGGGCGCUGGCAACGCCGCGGGAGCAGCGCAGGCGGGAGAUAGCCAAGGAGCUGCCGGAGGCAAACCCCCUGCGCUGGGCGGAGAGGCGACACCAGAAUGAGCUGGUAAUGGCAGCAAUCAAAGAGGCAGCUGAAACAAAUGAGAAUGUGGCCCGGAGGUCUUCAUCGGACUGGAGCAAGUGACACUUGACCAUCACCCUCCCAAAUGGGAGCCAAGGCAACUGAAAGAACCAGCUGUGGCAAAUGUUAGUCAUAUCUUUUAAUGCAUCAUUCACAAAGAAGCCAGAUACCACGGGGAAUAGGGCUGUAUAAGAACCAGAAUGGAGCAGAGUUGGUGCUACUGCAAUACAAAGGAAUAAUGGUAAUGUUGAAUAAUAGUUAAUAUAGAUAAUAAAGUUUUUAUAUAAAUAAAAACUAAACUAA
This is a messenger RNA of Malaclemys terrapin pileata, 583 nucleotides long. Its product is annotated as ubiquinol-cytochrome-c reductase complex assembly factor 3-like. The transcript is spliced from 3 exons. Bases 89 to 343 code for a protein of 84 amino acids. The record is from RefSeq and is a predicted model, not a curated record. Gene Ontology annotation, biological process: mitochondrial respiratory chain complex III assembly. Lineage: Eukaryota; Metazoa; Chordata; Testudines; Emydidae.